AUGGAGGACCAGGAGAUGCAACUGAAAGUGCGACGGGUUAGUGACAAAUUCACGGAGAGCAUGUACGUCCUUGCCAACGAGCCCUCGGUGGCCCUCUACAGACUGCAGGAGCACGUGAGAAGGUCGCUGCCUGAGCUCGUGCAGCAUAAGACAGACAUGCAGAGCUGGGAGGAACAAAGUCAAGGAGCCAUUUACACUGUCGAGUAUGCAUGCAGCGCUGUGAAGAGCAUGACGAACAGCAGUGUGUAUUUCAAAAACAUCGACGGCCUCCUCCGUCAGGCCAUCAGCAUGAAGGAACAGAUCAGCCAUUCUCAAGGACGCAGGUAGGAGG
Molecule: messenger RNA, 331 nt
Organism: Menidia menidia (Atlantic silverside)
Lineage: Eukaryota; Metazoa; Chordata; Actinopteri; Atheriniformes; Atherinopsidae
Source: the annotation of a GenBank genome assembly